Populus trichocarpa (black cottonwood) is the source of this 1819-nucleotide messenger RNA. RefSeq names its product protein ENDOSPERM DEFECTIVE 1. The record is from RefSeq and is a predicted model, not a curated record. The transcript is spliced from 6 exons. Gene Ontology annotation, biological process: spindle assembly; centrosome cycle. Gene Ontology annotation, molecular function: microtubule binding. Gene Ontology annotation, cellular component: nuclear microtubule; cytoplasm; centrosome. NCBI's taxonomy places the organism in Eukaryota, Viridiplantae, Streptophyta, Magnoliopsida, Malpighiales, Salicaceae. The coding region runs from base 184 to 1548 and encodes 454 amino acids.
UUUUUUUUUUUUUCUCGCAUCGCGGAGCAGCCCUAAACACAGCCAGAUCGGAUAUCUUCUGUCUUGUACCUCUCACGCACAGAUACGAAUUGCAGAAGUCGAUUGACGGUCUAGUCUGGAGGAUAUUUUGAGAUAAAAUCAAAUAAAUCGCAACUGUGAGAGCAGAUGAAUGAAUAAUCGGUGAUGAUGAAGCAAGAGCAGGCAACCCUAGGCCCGAAUCCCCCAAAUCCUCCUCCUCGGAGGCCGAGGGUGAGGGAGGUCAGUUCCAGGUUCAUGUCUCCAAUUGCUUCUCCCUCCUCCUCUCUUUCCCCUCUUCCGUCCAAUAAACAGCGCUCCAGCUCCUUGCAAAGGCAGCGCCGCAGCCAGGAAUUGGACGCCGACUGCAGCCCGCAGCGAAAACAACAACAACAACAACAACAACAACAUCAUCAGCGUGCUGUGGUCAAGCUUUCCAAGGAGAACGAACCAAGAUCCCAUACCCAUAGUCACAGGCCCGAUACCCCUACACUCAACCCCAUCAACACAUCCUCUUACUCUAAAUUACUAUUGAUGCAUCAACGUUCCACCUCCAACAUCAACAUAUCAUCGGCUGCUGCGAAGCUGUUGAAAUCCACUGGGAUCUCCAUUUCCACUGAUUCCUCUUCGGAUCAUCACAACAUCAAUAAUGAUGUCAGAAGCUCUCUUCCUGAUCUCCUCGGCGAUACUGAUACUAGAUUUCUAGCGGAGAGAAAUCUUAACAGGCUUAAUAAUAAUAACAAUCCGUGUGCUUCCCCUUGCUCCCGUUCUCUCAAUUUACAGCGAUCUACAAGCAGCUGCGAUCCCUCCUUGUUUCAUUCACUCAAAUCUGCAAAGCUGCCUCCAGUGGGCCCUUGCUCCAAGAUCCCUAUUGAUGCUUCUAGAAAAACAAAGAAAGUUUCUAGUCACCAAGAAGAUGUGCAAUCUCUCAAGCUGCUGCACAACCACUACCUACAGUGGAGAUUUGUCAACGCAAAAGCACAGGCUUCCACACAAGCUCAGACAAGCGAAACUGAGAGAAACCUGUAUUCCCUUGGUGUCAAGAUAGCAGAAUUAUACAACUCAGUGAAAAGAAAACGCGUUGAGCUUGGCCUUCUGCAGAGAAUCAAACUUCUAUGGACCAUCGUUGAAGCUCAAAUGCCAUAUCUGGAUGAAUGGUCAGCUUUUGAAACGGAUUAUUCAGUAUCCCUGUCAGAAGCAAUUCAAGCUUUGUUGAAUGCCUCACUUCAAGUUCCAAUCAGUGGAAAUGCUAGAGCUGAUAUUAGGGAGGUAGGGGAGGCAUUGAACUCUGCAGCAAAAUUGAUGGACACAAUAGCUUUUCACAUUGAAAGCCUUAUGCCAAAGGCUGAAGAAACAGAACAUUUGAUCUCAGAAGUAGCUAGGGUGACUGGAGGAGAAAGAGGUCUUAUUGAAGAAUGUGGGGAUCUGUUGUCAGUGACAUAUAAUUCACAGGUAAAGGAAUGCAGCUUGCGAGGGCAGCUAAUUCAGUUCUAUCAGAGCCGUCACAAUCAACAACAGGGAGAGGAGCAAUAAUGGACUCCGUAUUAUUUCUUUCUACAUACAUGAAGCAUGGAUGGAGUAGAUAAGUAGAAUCAUCUCAUGAAUCUCUCUCCGAUUCUGCCUCAAAUGAGCUUUUUUGGGGCCAUAUUGUUUGUGGCUUUGCAUUUACAAUAUGCAUGCAAAGAGUAUGUCUUUUUUUGUUUUGUUUUGUUAUGGUAUUGUAUGUACCACCAUAGCAAGCAAUAUUAAACUGUAAUAAAAAUCACCAAUUGGAGAGUUUUGUCAUGGCAAUUUAUGACGUGUA